AUGGCCGACGGCUUGGGGAUGUUGUCGCAGCGAAAGAGGAAGGGAUCCAGGGGAGUGAGACGAAAGCAAAUUGGCACGCUCGCUGACAGCUCCAAGAUGCCCUCAACUUGGGCUGCUUUGUAUCAGCGAAGUGCUCGCCCAGCUGGGUCCUCGGCUAGCUACCCCAGCUUUCCGGAGUCCAAAUCUCACACGUUCGAGUAA
This is a messenger RNA of Penicillium diatomitis, 201 nucleotides long. RefSeq lists its product as uncharacterized. Bases 1 to 201 code for a protein of 66 amino acids. The record is from RefSeq and is a predicted model, not a curated record. The transcript has a single exon. Lineage: Eukaryota; Fungi; Ascomycota; Eurotiomycetes; Eurotiales; Aspergillaceae.